This is a messenger RNA of Nycticebus coucang (slow loris), 3249 nucleotides long. It is a transcript of the gene PNPO, whose product is annotated as pyridoxamine 5'-phosphate oxidase. Gene Ontology annotation, molecular function: FMN binding; pyridoxamine phosphate oxidase activity. The record is from RefSeq and is a predicted model, not a curated record. NCBI's taxonomy places the organism in Eukaryota, Metazoa, Chordata, Mammalia, Primates, Lorisidae. The transcript is spliced from 7 exons. Gene Ontology annotation, biological process: pyridoxal 5'-phosphate biosynthetic process; pyridoxine biosynthetic process. Bases 128 to 913 code for a protein of 261 amino acids.
UGUUAGCUUGGCUGGAAGACUGGCAAAUUCGUCCUUCCUCGGUGUAGAUACCCGGGCUGAAAAAUUGGUUCCGAACCCAACGGAACCCGGCGCUGGGCGACGCCGUGUCACGUGGCCGGCGGCCCCCAUGACGUGGGGGUUGUGGGGCGUCAUCACGACGUUCGGGCGACCUGCCGAGUGGCCAGGCCACCUCCGCCGCCUGUGUGGUCGCGGUGCUGCCAUGGACUUGGGACCCAUGCGCAAGAGUUACCGCGGGGACCAAGAGGCAUUUGAGGAAACUCAUCUGACCUCUCUGGACCCAAUGAAGCAGUUUGCUGCCUGGUUUGAGGAGGCUGUUCAAUGUCCUGACAUAGGGGAAGCCAAUGCCAUGUGUCUGGCUACCUGUACCAGGGAUGGAAAACCAUCUGCCCGCAUGUUGCUGCUGAAGGGUUUUGGCAAAGAUGGCUUCCGCUUCUUUACUAACUUCGAGAGUCGAAAAGGAAAAGAGCUGGACUCUAAUCCCUUUGCUUCCCUUGUCUUCUACUGGGAGCCCCUUAACCGUCAGGUGCGUGUGGAAGGCCCCGUGAAGAAGCUGCCCGAGGAGGAAGCUGCAUGCUACUUCCAUUCUCGCCCCAAGAGCAGCCAGAUUGGGGCUGUGGUCAGCCACCAGAGUUCUGUGAUCCCUGAUCGGGAGUAUCUGAGACAGAAAAACGAGGAACUAGAGCAGCUCUACCAAAACCAAGAAGUACCUAAGCCAAAAUACUGGGGUGGCUACAUCCUGUACCCACAGGUGAUGGAAUUCUGGCAAGGCCAAACCAACCGCCUGCAUGACCGCAUUGUCUUUCGGCGGGGCCUCUCGAUAGGAGAUUCCCCUUUGGGGCCAAUGACCCACUGUGGGGAGGAAGACUGGCUCUAUGAGAGACUUGCACCUUGAAUCUGGAUCUGCCAGGUGCUGGGGCCAGGUGCUGAGAGGGCGUGAGAUUGGGAGCCAGGCCCUUCUAAGCUCAAUCCAUUUACCUCCUCACCCCUAUAGUUAAGACUCUGCAGUGUACAUCCUCCAAGGUGUCUGUACUUAGUUGGCUCUCAGCUGUUCAAAUGGAGUGUAACAGUGUCACAGAGAAUCACAAAUGGGAAAUAAUCUCAUAAUUAUUUUCUUAACAUUGUAUGUGAUUUAUUGGAAUAGCUCCCUCUAGGGAUAGCAGCUGGUGUAACUUUCUGGUGUUACUGGCAUCCCCAGCUGUUACCAUGUCAGCCAUGCUGGCCAAAGCUGAUUGGUUCCUUUGUAGCUACCUGAGGCCAUCUAGCCAAUCAGAUUGUCUUAUUGAUAAUUUGAAAUUUGGCCAGUGGAUGGUUCACACUUAUAAACCCAGCAUUUUUAGAGGCUCAGGCAGGAGGAUCACUGUAGUGUAGGAGUUCAAGACCAGCCUAGGAAGCAUAGCAAGACCCUGUCUCAAAAAAAAAAAUUGGAAUUUGAAAUGCAGAGAUCCAAAUCCUUAUGAGUCAUUAUAGCCAAGUCAUUAAUGGCAACCAAGAAGCAACAGCCUCUGACUGCUGCUGUUGUAAUUCCCUGAACCACCUUGAUUCCCUCCUUCCCAAGUCUGUGUUGUGUAGUCCUCUUCCUGCUUCAAAACACACCGCCAUAUCUCUGUAAACUUUAUUUUUUUAAUUAAACUAGCUGAAAUUGAUUUCUGUUGUUUGCAACUAAAAGAACUUUAACUCACUUACUGAUAGGAUGUUUUUAUAGCGCUUCCCAUAAUUGCUGCCUUCCAUUGUUUGAAGCACAGCAUUAUGGAAAAGAGAUUAAAUUUAUUCUCUGUAGCUUUAUGGGAUCCAUAGGUGGAAGUUGCAGGGAGUAGUUUUUCAUCUCAAAAUGGGAAGAGAUUUCAAACAAUCAGACCUGCUUAAGAGGGAAUGUUCUGUCACUAGAAGUUUUCAAUCCAGUCAGCCAGGAAUUUUGUAGAAGGGAUUUAUAUGCUGGUAUCAACAGGCCAGGAGGGUUUUAAUCAAGCUUUGCUGUCUAUGUUUGUUUAUGGAAACACACACAUUUCAUUUUCCAAAUAUAAAAUUAAAUUAUUAUAGGGAUUAUGCUCUUCAGACUACUCACAUAUCCCCUUCCCCUAUUCCCCACCACCACUAAUGAUUUCUAGAUAACUGGUUGUCACCACAUUGGAAUUAUCUGGGGAGUUUUAAAAAUCCUGGUGCUGGGGUCCCACCCGCAGAGAUGACACAUGCAGCCUGGGCACUGGGAAUUUUCCAGUUCCCCAGGGAAUUGUGCAGCCAAGGUCAAGACCUGGUCUAGAUCCUUGCUAUUCACAGUGUGAGCUACAGGCCAGUAGCGUCAGUGUUACUUGGGAGCCUGUUAGAGACACAGACCUUUGGGCUCACUGGGACCCACUAAAUCUGAUUUCUGCGUUUUAACAAGAUCCCCCAGGUGACUAGAAAUAUAGCCUUAACCUCUCCCAGGGGUCCUCAAACUGCGGCCCACGGGCCACAUGAGGCAGUAUGAUUGUAUUUGUUCCCGUUUUGUUUUUUUUUACUUCAAAAUAAGAUAUGUGCAGUGUGCAUAGGAAUUUUUCAUAGUUUUUUUUUUUUUAAACUAUAGUCCGGCCUUCCAACGGUCUGAGGGACAGUGAACUGGCCCCCUGUUUAAAAAGUUUGAGGAUGCCUAUAACCCACCUUCACAGACUAUGAUCCUUUAAUGAGGAUCAGUUGGCUGAGUGUUAUGCUGGAUUGUAUUUGCUUUCCUUGAGUUCAAACCUGCUGACCAGGGACAGCCUGGAUAAGCAAGUGGCCUACCAGCCACAGAGAGGAGCAAGGCUGGGCGAAUGUUUGCUAUGACUAAGCCAGAGUCACAGAAUGACUAUUAUUUGCACUGGUUGGUAUUGAACUUGCAACUCUUGAAAACUGCUUCCUUUAACUGUAUGUGUGUGCUUCAGUCACUGUUAUUGGCAGAACUCUUCCAAGGGCAGCCUCCUGUGGAUGUCCCCUGAAGCCUGAGUAUAGGAAGGCCCAUUAAUCUGUGGCCACCUAAAGGAGUGGCUGCUGUCAUAACCUAUCUUGCCCUUUUUGUUGUGCUGUAGACUAUGACUUUUAUGAGUACAUAUACCACACCUGACUUGUGUUAUUAGGGGCUGAGUAUCCUCCCAGCUUUGAGUGUGGUCUCAGCUAUUACCAUUUCAGUCACUUGUGCCAAAUCUGUAAUAAAAACUCAUCAGCCCCCCAUGAUUAUAUCAGUGUACACAGCUAUGAUUUAAUUAAAAAAAAAAAAAA